AUGACAUUCCACAACUUGUACCCGGCCAGAUUGGACGUUUCUAAGCCUGAAAUUCGAGUCCUCGAGAUCAUAGACAGCAAUAAUGGCAGUGUAUCAUGCAAAUUACACGCUGUCACUCUCGAUAGCUCGUCAAAUAUCACUGCCUUGUCCUACGUCUGGGGCGACCGGAAUGCCACCACAGAGAUUAGAGUCAAUGAUAGAACCAUCUCGAUAACCAAAAACCUAGCCGGUGCCCUGAAACAUGCCCGCAAGUACUGGAAAUACGAGUUCCCCGAUAAAGAUCCGGCUUCUUUCAGAAUAUGGGCAGACGCCAUCUGCAUCAAUCAGUCGGAUCCGGUGGAGCGAAGUGAACAAGUCACACUCAUGCCUCGAAUCUAUUCAAAGGCCGCACUGGUCCUCGGGUGGCUGGGGGACCAGCAUAACGAGGACAUGUCAAUUGCAACUCAGACAAUAGGCCUCAUUCAUGCCGCUCUGGCAAGCGUUGGGGAUGACACGCCCAAAUUACUACAGCUAGAGUGGCUUAAAGCUUAUCUCUCUUUGACCGUGGCUCCCGAAUGUGACAGAAGAUGGAAUGCUCUACAUGUCCUAGGAAGUCUGCCGUAUUGGAAGCGGGUGUGGAUUUUUCAGGAGAAUCUUUUGGCAACAACCAUGUUUUAUAUAACUCCCACUGCCAUGAUAGAGGCCAAUACUCUUCUACAAGCAUGCGUUGGGUUUGGUGUCCUCUGCGAAUUGAUCGCCGACCAUCAUGUGGCAAAGCCCGACUUUGUUCCCAGCCACGUCUGGAUGGCUUUCAAACCCCCUGAGGGGACAGCUUUCAAUGGAUUGAGAGAGAUUCAGAGGCUGGGCUCAGCCAAGUACACCUUUCAAGGAAUGCCGUCACAUACUGUCGGUACAAACCAGCUUCUCUGGGAGCAUUUACAUCUGUCGCAAUACGGCGGCGUUCUUGAGGCUACGGAUCCCAAAGAUCAUGUGUACGGCCUCUUGGGAAUCAGCUACCUUGGCAUCCAGAUUGACUACAGUGAAUCCAAGCGAGUCAAAGAUGUUUACGCAGACUACUGUCGUGUUGUACUACAACUUCUCCAACAACUAUCAAAACGAAAUAUAUUUUUCCUCCGAGACGCUGGCAGCGGUGUCUUUGACACUGCAGAACUGGACCUCCCCUCUUGGGUGCCAAACUAUCCUGCGAGAUCAACCGGUGACCCGACACUCAUAUUUGGAAGUGCCUUUAAUCUAAUUUCAAUUACUCCAGAUAUGCCAUUCCCAAGCAUAUCUGGUUUCGAGUUGUCCAUUUCUGGCGUUCGCCUUCAGAAUGUGAAGCGCAUCAUGCAGCCACCACCAACCAUAGAAAAUCUCAAAAAAGGAGGAGACGGCCACUCAUGGGUCACGGAAUAUUUGCAGAGGAAACCGAUGUACAAUAAGAUACCAAGUACUUGGGCUCUGUUCAGCGCAGUGGCGAGAAUGCCGAGAUUUACCCUCGAUACAUCAAACCUACUCCUUCUCCAGGACUUUUUAAGAAUUCUUGAUCUUAAGCCGCCCCAAUAUAUCAACCAAUGGGGCAAAAUUCCAGUUCAAUACACUACAAAAGAGGAGGGCGGCAUCUCCAUUGGCGUUAUCAUGGAUGGCUCAAGUAGUAACCCAUCAAUGAUUACCCAGGUUUCCCCAGCGCUGAGUUACACAGACCCUGUUAAGGCUCUCGAGGAUAGGAUGCUUGAAACCGCAUAUCGAUUGAUACACAUCUUAAAACGAAACUACCAUGCCAAGCUAUUUGAAGCGGGAGGGGAGCUAUUAGGCAUGGGGCCGCAACACUGUUCUGAAGGCGACGUAGUCUGUGUCCUCGAUGGAUACCGCGACCUCGUGCUUCUCCGAAGGUGCGGAGACCGAUAUCAGUUCGUUGGACCUUGUUUGACUUUCGGGAUAUCGGAGGCGUCUGUCAAAAAAGCAUUGGAUGAGGGGGCUCUGAAGGUUGAAACCUUUCAACUAAUAUGA
Messenger RNA from Clonostachys solani, 1986 nucleotides. The record is from the annotation of a GenBank genome assembly. NCBI's taxonomy places the organism in Eukaryota, Fungi, Ascomycota, Sordariomycetes, Hypocreales, Bionectriaceae.